AUGAAGAAGGGGUUUCUGGAUGGUUGUAGUCCUGUUAUAGAGGUGGAUGGAUGCUUCUUGAAAGGGUCAUUCAAAGGACAACUGUUAGUUGCAGUUGGAAAGGAUAGGAAUAACAAUAUGUAUCCAAUUGCUGUUGUCGAAGCUGAGACAAAAGACUUUUGGACAUGGUUUUUGGAAAUCCUUGUGUCUGAUCUUGGAGUACAUGAACGGAGCUACAGACUAACAUUCAUUUCAGAUAGACAAAAGGGUCUCAUGCCAGUUUUAGAGGUUGUGCUUCCAAUGGCAGAUCAUAGAAUUUGUGUUAGGCAUCUGUAUGUCAACUUCAGAGACUUAGAGGGGCAUAAAGGAUUGGCAUUGAAAGAACAGUUGUGGGCUGCAGCAACCGCAUACACUCAACAUGAGUUUACAGCUCAUAUGGAAGAAUUGAAAAAACUUAGCAAGGAUGCAUACGAGUACUUGAAUAAGAUUGACCACAGUGGGUGGUCUCGGGCUUGGUUUAAUGAAUCUCCAAGGUGUGAGUUGCUGGUGAACAAUAUAUGUGAGUGUUUCAACUCAUACAUCCUCAAGGCUCGUGAUAAGCCUAUUUUGACAUUGUUUAAGAUGAUAAGGAAAAAGUUGUUGAGGAGAUAUCAGGUUAAGAGAGAAGGGAUUGAGAAGUUGACUGGUAGGUUGUGCCCUAGAAUUGUGCAAAAGUUGGAGGCAAUUGAGUUAGACGCAAUGGACUGCAUUGCAACCUAUGCUGGUGAUGGAAUGUUUAAGGUUACUGCUCCCAGCAACAAACAGUAUGUGGUAGACCUACGUAGAAGACAAUGUGGAUGCAGGCAAUGGGAAAUCACUGGAAUUCCUUGUCCCCAUGCAUUUGCUGCUGUACUCUAUAAUUGUGGGAAUCCUGAGGACUAUGUUGAUGAAUGUUACACAAUCAAGAGGUACAAAAAGGCAUAUGUACCAAUAAUUUACCCAAUGCCUAGUGAGGAACAAUGGAUGAAGACCAGACAUGAUCAUUUGGAACCACCUAGAAUUAGAGUGACCCCCAGGAGACCAAUGAGGCUAAGAAAGAGGAAAGCUAAGACGGUGAAAAGUUGUGGUAGUUGUGGUCCCAGCCAGUUAUCAACUGUAGUAAAGGAUAAGGAGGACUUAAACAGCAAGAAUACAGCAUCUGGGUCAACCACUAGUCCACAAGCAUACAUCAUACUCAAGAAGGGUAAGGGGAAAGUUCAGCCUACACAUGCUCCACGUGGAUCUCUAAUCCCCAGUCUUGUUGAUGAAAGAGAGCACACACCUCCCCCUGAAUUUGGACCUGAAAGAGGAGUAAGACCUCCACCUGUUGAAGACUAA
Molecule: messenger RNA, 1335 nt
Organism: Corylus avellana
Lineage: Eukaryota; Viridiplantae; Streptophyta; Magnoliopsida; Fagales; Betulaceae
Source: RefSeq, a predicted model, not a curated record